UGUUGGAUGUGUACUAACCUAUUUUUCAAAAAGUUGGGUGUAACAAGAUGGAGGCUAGCUGUGGAGGGUGUACCAAGAUGGCAGCGCACAGUCACUAGACUUGCAGGAAGCCUCUGCCACGCCAGACUCAGCAACAUGUCACUCCUCAGAUUCAUUGAUAUCGGCAUCAAUCUGACAGAUCCUAUGUUUAGAGGGAUUUAUAGAGGCACAAAGAAGCAUCAAGAUGACUUUGCAGAUAUAAUUGAACGGGCUGUGAAGACUGGUGUACAGAAGUUUAUGAUCACAGGAGGAAACCUACGUGAAAGCGCAGAGGCAAUACAACUCGCACAGACCAAUGAUCGGUUCUACAGCACGGUUGGCUGCCACCCCACCCGGUGUGGAGAGUUUGAGACUGAAGACCCCGACCAGUAUUUAUCUGACCUACAGAACCUGCUGGACAACAACAAGGGGAAAGUUGUAGCUGUCGGGGAGUGUGGUCUUGACUAUGACAGGCUGGAGUUUUGUCCAAAGGAGACGCAGCUGAAGUAUUUUGAAAAGCAGUUUAUUCUGGCCGAACGCUCGAAGCUUCCCAUGUUUCUGCACUGCAGGAACGCCCACAAGGAUUUUCUAGAUAUAAUGCGGAGGAAUCGGGAUCGCUGUGUUGGAGGAGUGGUUCAUUCAUUUGAUGGUACAAAAGAAGAUGCAGAAGAUAUAAUCAAUUUGGAUCUGUACAUCGGCAUUAAUGGCUGUUCAUUAAAGACAGAGGCCAACCUGGAGGUGCUGAGAUCUAUACCAAGUGAGAGGCUGAUGAUUGAGACAGACGCCCCCUGGUGCGGGGUGAAGAACACUCACGCUGGCUCAAAGUAUGUGAGAACCACUUUCCCGACUAAGAAGAAGUGGGAAUCCGGACACUGCCUGAAGGACAGAAAUGAGCCCUGUCACAUCAUACAGGUCCUGGAGAUCACAGCUGCAGCAAGAGAAGAGGAACCAGGGGAGCUGGCAGAGACAUUCUACACCAACACUACAAAACUGUUUUUCCCGGACGUGUAGUACGGCAGUUCUGGACAUAGUGGGGUAGAGGCUGGAUCCAGACCGUGGACCUGAUUCUGGAAUAGCAAGUAACAUGGGCAAAACAGUGUUGCACUGUAGGUGGGGCAGAUGUAAAAUGUGCAGAGAGGAUUGGAUUUGGGAAGGGUAUGUCAAAAUACAGUGUAAAAAUAAAGCUGCCCAGUAUUUGUGCGCUACAUGUGAAAGCAGCCCGUAUUAACCCUGCAUGCAAUAAAAAUAAAUUUAUCCCCCUUGCA
Pseudophryne corroboree (corroboree frog) is the source of this 1283-nucleotide messenger RNA. RefSeq names its product TatD DNase domain containing 1 (gene TATDN1). Lineage: Eukaryota; Metazoa; Chordata; Amphibia; Anura; Myobatrachidae. The record is from RefSeq and is a predicted model, not a curated record. The transcript has 12 exons. Gene Ontology annotation, molecular function: 3'-5'-DNA exonuclease activity. The coding region runs from base 7 to 1029 and encodes 340 amino acids. Gene Ontology annotation, cellular component: cytosol.